GGUCCGGUUACUAGCUCCUUUUUGCCCCGAGGGCAGGCGGGCGGUGGCCAGGGAAGGAGGAGGAGGAGGUUACUGCCCGGAUCCCAGCAGGAUCCUGAAUUUGGAAAAGCUGGUGUUGGGACUCUCUGAAGUGCUCUUCUGUCCGCCUAGCCGACUCUGUCCUGUCGCUUGUGCGUCUGUGGAUCUUGCACUUCAGGGCCAGUUCAACCCUAGAAGCAGGAAGAAGGGGAAAAUUGCUCAGAAAAACUUUGCAGGACGCAGUGGAUUUCCAGGCAAGGGAGAGAAGGAAGAAACUGCCUGGACCUGCACCGGUGUAUGUCAGGAUGCUGCUACCCCAGGACAUCUGAAGGGGUAGGGGAGCUUCUGUUGUAUCAGCAGCUACAACAAGGCCUGCCACCUGUGGCUGAAGACUGUCCCCAACAUAGGAGCAGUCCUCUGGGCCAGAGCAAUCCUGCUCCACCCUGUUAAGAAUUUGGCUCAGACAUUCACCCCGGCAUGGGCCGUACUCGGGAAGCUGGCUGCGUGGCCGCUGGUGUGGUGAUUGGGGCUGGAGCCUGCUACUGCGUGUACAGACUGACCUGGGGAAGAGACGAGAGUGAGAAAAUCUGGGAUGGCGAUGAUGAAGAAGACGAGGAGGAGGAGGAAUCUAUUGAUAUUGUAGAGUCUGGGGUCAAGACUGGGAAAGGAGCUAAGGCUAAUGCUGGGAUGGGAACUGGAGCUAGACUUCAGGGUGAAGCAAAGGUCAAGGCUGAGGUGGGCAUGGAACUCCAGAGUGGUUCAGAUAUAAAGGCAGCAGCCCAGGUGGGGGCCCAGAGUGGAGGUGGUCUAGAGGCCAAGGCUAAAGCCCUUUUCAACACUCUGAAGGAACAGGCAAGUGCAAAAGCUGGGAGAGGUGCCAGGUUGAGCACUAUCUCUGGGAACAGGACACUUGCACCCAGUUUACCCUGCCCAGGAGGCAGAGGUGGAGGCUGCCACCCCACCAGGAGUUCGAGGGUUGGAAGUAGGGCAAGUGGAAAAACCAAGGGAAGAACUCGAGGUAAGAGCACCAGGACUCCAGCCACGGCAUGGCCUGUUCGCAGGGGCAAGUUCAACUUUCCCUAUAAGAUUGACGAUAUUCUGGGUGCUCCUGACCUUCAAAAGGUUCUUAACAUCCUGGAAAGAUCAAAUGAUCCUUUUAUUCAAGAAAUAGCCUUGGUCACUCUGGGUAACAAUGCCGCAUAUUCUUUUAACCAAAAUGCUAUUCGUGAAUUGGGUGGUCUUCCAAUUAUUGCAAAACUGAUAAAAACGAAAGAUCCUAUUAUCAGGGAAAAAGCUUACAAUGCCCUUAAUAACUUGAGUGUGAAUGCUGAAAAUCAGGGAAAGAUUAAGACCUACAUCAGUCAAGUAUGUGAUGAUACCAUGAUCUGUCGCUUGGACUCAGCUGUGCAGAUGGCUGGACUACGACUGUUGACCAAUAUGACUGUGACUAAUCAUUACCAACAUUUGCUUUCCUAUUCUUUUCCAGACUUUUUCGCUUUGUUAUUUCUGGGAAAUUACUUCACCAAGAUUCAGAUUAUGAAACUAAUUAUAAACUUUACUGAAAAUCCAGCCAUGACCAGGGAGCUGGUCAGUUGUAAAGUCCCAUCAGAAUUGAUUUCCCUCUUUAAUAAAGAAUGGGACAGAGAGAUUCUUCUUAACAUCCUUACACUAUUUGAGAAUAUAAAUGACAACAUAAAAAACGAAGGGCUCGCAUCAUCUAAGAAAGAAUUCAGCAGAAGUUCACUUUUUUUCUUAUUCAAAGAAUCUGGAGUGUGUGUUAAGAAAAUCAAGGCAUUAGCAAAUCACAAUGAUCUGGUGGUGAAAGUUAAAGUCCUAAAAGUAUUGACCAAACUCUAAUUAGGGGUAUGUCCCAAACAAUAUCGAAAGCAUUUUUUAGUGUGCACUGGGAACAAUGCAUUUUGUAAAUUCUUUGUUUUCCACUGUGCUUACGUGGCAAAGAGAUCCUUUCAGCUCUUAUUUUGGGAUAAUGACUAUCAAGGGUCAUCAACAGUGAUGUUACUUGGGGUGGCUGGUUUUAGGCUGGACCAUUUUAACGAAUUAAUGAAUACCAGAGCUUGUAUAAAGAAAGCAUUUACUGAUUUCAUCUUGCUACCUAGAUUGAGAUAUUUUUUACUCUCUUCCUAAACUGACAGCAGAUUAAUCAUAAACAAACUAUACUUUUGUAUUGGUUUACAUUUGUUAAUCUUCAACUUGUGUUUCAUCAAUAAAGUGUGUUUUAACCAGCAAAAAAAAAA
Canis lupus familiaris (dog) is the source of this 2273-nucleotide messenger RNA. It is a transcript of the gene ARMCX1, whose product is annotated as armadillo repeat containing X-linked 1. Gene Ontology annotation, cellular component: mitochondrion. Gene Ontology annotation, molecular function: protein binding. NCBI's taxonomy places the organism in Eukaryota, Metazoa, Chordata, Mammalia, Carnivora, Canidae. The coding region runs from base 496 to 1875 and encodes 459 amino acids. The transcript has 4 exons. The record is from RefSeq and is marked validated.